This is a messenger RNA of Penicillium argentinense, 399 nucleotides long. RefSeq names its product cupin domain-containing protein. The coding region runs from base 1 to 399 and encodes 132 amino acids. The record is from RefSeq and is a predicted model, not a curated record. NCBI's taxonomy places the organism in Eukaryota, Fungi, Ascomycota, Eurotiomycetes, Eurotiales, Aspergillaceae. The transcript has 2 exons.
AUGCAGGAGCCAAUCUACGACUCGAGUCGCCCCAGGUCGGCACUCAACAUCGUCUACCAAUACAAGCUAGUCAACUGCCCAGGCAAAAGCAUUGUCGGCUUGCGCGUCGAGUUCCCUCCGAAUGGCUCUACACCUCCGCACCGACACGGCGGAGCGUCUGUUUCCGCAUACGUGCUCAGCGGUAGGGUUCUGAAUAAAAUGAACGACGACCCGAUGAAGACGAUCGAGACUGGAGGAACGUGGUACGAGGCUCCCGGCUGCCAUCACCGAAUUAGUGAUAAUGCUAGCAAGAGUGAGCCGGCUAUUUUGAUGGUCACUAUGGUUCUGGAUACAGAUGUGCUGGAGCGAGAUGGUCUGGAUGCGCUUAUUCAGAUUGAUGAGGAGUAUCGCCUAGAUUAA